Trichosurus vulpecula (common brushtail) is the source of this 5254-nucleotide messenger RNA. It is a transcript of the gene MRC1, whose product is annotated as mannose receptor C-type 1. The record is from RefSeq and is a predicted model, not a curated record. Lineage: Eukaryota; Metazoa; Chordata; Mammalia; Diprotodontia; Phalangeridae. Gene Ontology annotation, molecular function: signaling receptor activity.
UCUGAGAAGGGAAGAAGGUGGGGGAAGCGUUUGUCACCAUCCAUCCCAUUUAGGUGACUUUUUGUAUCUUUUUCUUUCUUUUCCCUACUUCCUCAGAAGAAAAGAAUGAACUAUUGACCAUGGAGAUCUCACUGUUCUUGGUCUUCCUCUCUCUCACUUAUGGUGCUUCUCAGCUUCUAGACACCAAACAAUUUUUAAUCUACAAUGACGAUCACAAGCGUUGUGUGAAUGUAGUGAGUGCCAGUGCUGUUCAAACAGCCCCGUGCAACCAGGAGAGUGAGUCACAAAAAUUUCGAUGGGUGUCCAAAACCCAGGUGAUGAGCGUUGCACUUAAAUUAUGCUUGGGAGUGUCCUCCAAGAACGAUUGGGUUCCAGUCACUCUUUUCCCCUGUGACUCGAAAAAUGACCUUCAGAAAUGGGAAUGCAAAAAUGACACCCUUUUUGGAAUCAUGGGAGAAGAUUUAUAUUUUAACUAUGGAAAUAAGCAAGAAAAGAAUAUUAUGCUUUACAAGGGAUCGGGGCUGUGGAGCAGAUGGAAAGUCCAUGGAACUGGUGAUGACUUAUGCUCUCGAGGGUAUGAAGAAAUGUAUACGUUGCUGGGGAAUUCCAAUGGAGCACCAUGUGUAUUCCCUUUCAAAUUUGAAGACAAGUGGUAUGCCGACUGUACUUCUGCUGGCAGAUCCGACGGCUGGCUCUGGUGUGCGACUACAGAUGAUUAUCAGACAAACAGACUCUAUGGGUUCUGUCCACUGAAAUUUGCUGGCAGUGAAAAUUUAUGGACCAAAGAUCCAUUAACUGGUGUCUCCUACCAGAUAAACUCUAAAUCGGCUUUGACUUGGCAUCAAGCAAGAAAGAGCUGCCAACAGCAGCAAUCAGAGCUAGUGAGCAUCACAGAAAUACAUGAGCAAACAUACCUGACAGGUUUGACGAAUUCAUUUACCACAGGACUCUGGAUCGGACUUAACAGUUUGAAUUUCAACAGUGGGUGGCAAUGGGCUGGCUUCAGUCCUUUCAGAUACCUAAACUGGCUUCCAGGAAGUCCAGCACUUGAACCUGGAAAAAGCUGUGUGUUCUUGAAUCCUGCAAAAAAUGCCAAAUGGGAAAAUGUGGAAUGCCUAACGAAACUUGGAUAUAUUUGUAAAAAGGGGAACAGCUCAUUAAAUCAAUUCCGCAUUCCCCCAGAAAGUGAUGUUCCUGUCUCCUGCCCAAGCCAGUGGUGGCCAUACAGUUCACUGUUACAAAUCAAUAGAGAACUCAUACAAAGAGAUGCUACGGUCUGCCUGCAAAAGGAAGGAGGAGAUCUGGCGAGGAUCCAUACUAUAGAGAAUUUGACUUCAUUUUUUUCCCAGUUUGGGAUACGGUAGAAUUCCGACAAGUACAUGGACACAGAUACGCUGUGGAUUGGGUUAAAUGAUCUCAGGAUUCAAAUGUAUUUUGAAUGGAGCGAUGAGACCCCUGUAACCUUCACCAAAUGGCUGCCUGGAGAGCCAAGCCAUGCAAACAACAGGCAGGAAGAUUGCGUUGUGAUGAAGGGAAAAGAUGCGUACUGGGCUGAUCACCCCUGUGAGAAUCAUUUUGGUUACGUCUGCAAGUCAAAACCACUCUCCAAACCACCUGUAGUGGAAGUAGAACAAGGCUGCCAGAAGGGAUGGAAAAGACAUGGCCUUUACUGUUAUUUGAUUGGGCAAACACUUUCAACAUUUGCAGUAGCAAACCAGACCUGCAUAAACCAGAAGGCUUAUCUUGCUACUGUGGAAGACAGAUAUGAACAAGCCUUUUUGACCAGUCUUAUCGGAUUGAGGCGAAAAUAUUUUUGGAUUGGACUUUCAGAUGUAGAAAACAAAGGGACAUUUAAGUGGACCAUCAAUGAAAAUGUUGAAUUUACCCACUGGAAUUCAUUUAUGCCCGGACGAAAGACAGGGUGUGUUGCCAUGAAAACUGGGAUUGCAGGUGGCUUAUGGGAUGUUCUGAAAUGUGAAGAGAAAGCAAAAUUUGUCUGUAAACACUGGGCAGAGGGAGCAACUCCUCCACCAGUACCCACAACCACCCCUGCUCCAAAAUGUCCAGAUGGAUGGAUUUCCAGUAAUAGAAAAAAUUUGUGUUUCAAGGUUUUUGACAAAAGCAAAUACAGUAAGAAAACAUGGUUUGACGCUCGUGACUUUUGUAGAGCAAUAGGUGGGGAUCUUGCCAGCAUCACCAGUAAAGAAGACCAAGUUACAAUAUGGCAGAACAUAGGUACUUCAAAUUACCAUGAUGUCUUCUGGCUGGGGUUGACAAUCGCAAAUACCGAUGAGGGAUUUACUUGGUCUGAUGGUUCCCCAGUGACAUAUGAAAACUGGUCCUAUGGAGAACCAAAUAAUUAUGGCAACAUUGAAUUUUGUGGUGAGCUGAAGGCUGAUCCUAGCAUGCGCUGGAAUGACAUUAACUGUGAACUUCUCCGCAACUGGAUUUGCCAUAUCAAAAAAGGAGAUGAUCUGAAACCAGAGCCAACACCUUCCCCUGAAAGCAACCCCACAGUCACUGAAGAUGGAUGGGUGGUCUAUAAAGAUUACCAGUACUAUUUUAGCAAAGAGAAAACCACUAUGGAAAAUGCACGUGCAUUCUGCAAGAGGAGUUUUGGAGACAUCGUUACCAUAACGGGUGAAAGUGAAAAAAAGUUUCUGUGGAGAUAUGUUUCCACGCUUGACUUGGAGCCCACAUAUUUCAUUGGCUUACUCAUCAGCCUGGAUAAGAAGUUUUCAUGGAUGGAUGGCACUAAAGUGAACUAUGUGUCUUGGGCUCCAGGUGAACCCAACUUUGCCAAUGAUGAUGAAAACUGUGUGGUCUUAUAUACCUCUUCUGGGCUUUGGAAUGACAUAAACUGUGGUUAUCCCAAUGCCUUUAUCUGCCAGCGACAUAACAGUAGCAUCAAUACCACUGCCUCUCCCACACCAGCUCCACUCCCUGGAGGAUGUCGGGGCGGUUGGAAGUUAUUCCAAAACAAGUGCUACAGAUUCUUUGGAUUUAAAGUAGAAGAGAGGAAAAGUUGGCAAAAUGCACGUAAAGAUUGUCAGAGUUCUGGAGGAAAUCUGGUUUCCAUACACAGUGCAAAAGAACAAGCAUUCCUCACCACUCAGCUGAAGGCUUCUAAGCAUGACAGCUGGAUUGGAAUGAACGACAUCAAUGCAGAGAACAGAUUCCUUUGGACAGAUGGCCGAGGAGUCCAGUAUACAAAUUGGGCAAAAGGUUUUCCUGCUGGACGAAGAAGCCUCCUUUCCUAUGAAGAUGUUGAUUGUGUGGUUAUUGUUGGAGGUGCAUCGCUGGAGGCAGGAAAAUGGAUUGAUGAAAUCUGUGAAAAUGAAAAGGGCUACAUAUGCCAGACCGAUUCUGACCCUGCCCUGCCUCAUUCUGUGACGCCAGCAACUGAGGACUUCAUCAAGUUUGGUGACAGUAGCUAUUCAGUCAUGGCGAUGAAAAUGAAAUGGAAAGAUGCAGCAGAUUACUGUGAAAGUAUCUCCUCUCAAAUUGCCAGCAUCCUAGAUCCCUAUAUCAAUGCAUUCGUAUGGCUGGAAAUGCAGAAGCACAAUGAACCUAUCUGGAUUGGUCUGAAUAGCAACUUGACUCAAGGUGAAUAUGCAUGGGUUGAUAGAUGGAGAAUGAGAUACACAAAAUGGGCUGCUGGGGAGCCUCAAAUGAAAUCAGGUUGUGUCUAUAUGGAUCUGGAAGGAUUCUGGAAGACAGCACCUUGUAAUGAAACUUAUCAAUUUCUCUGCAAAAAAUCAGAUGUAAAGCCCUCCACGGAGCCUCCACAAUUGCCUGGCAGAUGUCCAGAUUCAGAACAAACCUCUUGGAUCCCUUUCCAUGGUCAUUGCUACUAUAUCGAAUCUUCCACUACAAGAAGCUGGGGCCAAGCUUUGCUGGAAUGUAGCCGAAUGGGUGCAAGUUUGGUUUCCAUUGAGUCAACUGUGGAAUCGACCUUUCUGACAGACAGGGUUGAGCCACUUAAAAGCAAAACCAAUUUUUGGAUAGGAAUGUUUAGAAAUGUAGAAGGCAACUGGCUUUGGAUAAAAACACAUCCAGUAUCUUUUGUGAACUGGAACGGAGAGCCCUCUAGUGAUCGUAAUGAAGACUGCGUGGAACUCUAUUCUUCAAGUGGACUAUGGAACAACCUUUACUGCUCUUCCUACAAAGGGUAUAUUUGUAAAAGAGAAAAAAUUGUUGAUCCUAAACCUACUACUCAGCCAUCGCUAAAACCAAACGAUGGACCAGAGACUAGAAAAGCCCCUCAUAAUUCAGCUGGGAUCAUCGUCGUGGUGGUACUCCUAAUUCUGACAGGAGCUGGUGGUGCUGCAUAUUUCUUUUACAGGAAAAGACAAGUCCGAGUACCACAAGAAGCGAUUGACAACACCCUUUAUUUUAACACGGGAUCCACUCCAGGAACUAGUGACACAAGGAUCUCAUGGGCCAAUAUUGAACAGAAUGAACACGCUCUCAUUUAGUGAAAUAACAUGAGGACAUUGAUCAUUAUUGUGUUUGAUAAAUUACCCUUUGGGAUAAAACUUCCCCCCAGCCUUGAGCGCAAGUGAUUGUUUCCAUGUGAAAUUUUAUUAUUCAGUUGUGUGCCUGUCUGUUCCCAGCCCUUUGCACCACUGGUGGAAUGGUUGUUCCUUUUCUAGGUCGGGCAAGAUUUUUUCUCAAGAGAGUAAGUAUAAAAUACUUAGAAAUUAGGCUUAAUACAUCGGCCCUGUUUAAUUGUUGUUGGUCUCUAUCUAAAAUAUGACUGUAAGAGAGUCCGUCAGAUUCAUGUAAAUCUCACAAACACACACAUACACAUACACACACAAAAGCCUCAUAAUCUUAAGGAACUCUUAGAAAAAGCACAUGCCUAAUUCUGCCGAAAUUCUGCAAACAAUCUUCCAGGAGAAAAGGGUGAUUGGGUCAUAUUUCAUGUCCAUGUUCCAUAAUGAUAAGACUUGAAGGAAUUGAGAUUCAGACAAUUUCAGGUGAUGUAAAAAAUUCAGGCAUGCUCCUUUGGGGCAGUUUUCAUUAUUAACAGUCAUUUCAUUUGUAUUAUAUAAUUUUGAAUUGUAGUUUCAUCUGAGAAAACAUGGUUUUACAAUGUGAGUGUUGCAAAUUUUAUAACUUUUGUCCUGAGUAAUUUUAAAAACAUUUCCCUCAGGGAACAGUGGGGUAUGAAACAAACAUUUAAAGUUUGCUUCAUCCAUCUCUUUAAGUGAUGUGAAAUAAAGAGCUCAAAUAAGGUCUAUUUUUAAAA